Messenger RNA from Zasmidium cellare ATCC 36951, 3174 nucleotides. RefSeq lists its product as uncharacterized. NCBI's taxonomy places the organism in Eukaryota, Fungi, Ascomycota, Dothideomycetes, Mycosphaerellales, Mycosphaerellaceae. The record is from RefSeq and is a predicted model, not a curated record. Gene Ontology annotation, cellular component: SUMO activating enzyme complex; cytoplasm. Bases 1 to 3174 code for a protein of 1057 amino acids. Gene Ontology annotation, biological process: protein sumoylation. Gene Ontology annotation, molecular function: SUMO activating enzyme activity. The transcript is spliced from 2 exons.
AUGAAGCGACGCGCAGAGAGCCCCCUCCCAACCACCGACAGCCCCCAAAAGAAAGUCAUGACCGACGCCAACGGCACCGGCAAGAUGGACCUUGACGCCCCGCCGCAGGCGCAGGUCGCGCAGCUCAAGGAUGCCAGCAACGGCGAGAUCGACGAGUCGCUGUACUCGCGCCAGCUGUACGUGCUGGGCCACGAGGCCAUGAAGCGCAUGGGUUCCUCGAACGUCCUCAUCGUCGGGCUGCGCGGUCUCGGUGUCGAGAUUGCCAAGAACGUGGCGCUGGCCGGUGUCAAGAGCUUGACUCUCUACGACCCUAAGCCUGCUGCUAUUCAGGACCUCUCGUCUCAGUUCUUCCUCCACCCGGAGGAUGUGGGCAAGCCGCGAGCGGCCGUAACCCAGCCCCGCGUGUCGGAGCUCAAUCCAUACACUCCUGUCGAUAUUCACCCGUCUGACAGCCUCACCAGCGAUCUCAGCCAGCUCAAGCGGUACCAGGUUGUUGUACUGACAGAUACUUCGCUCAAAGACCAGAAGACCAUCGCAGAGUACUGUCACGAGAACGGCGUCUACGUCGUCAUCACUGAUACCUAUGGUCUCUUCGGUACCAUCUUCACUGACUUCGGCAAGAACUUCACUGUCGGCGACCCCACGGGCGAGAACCCACUCAACGGCAUCGUUGCUGGUAUCGAUUCGGAGGGCUUGGUGUCGGCGUUGGACGAGACACGUCACGGUCUAGAAGAUGGAGACUUUGUCACAUUCUCAGAGGUGGAAGGCAUGGAGCAGUUGAACGAUGGCACACCGCGGAAAAUUACAGUCAAGGGGCCAUACACUUUCUCAAUUGGCGAUGUGUCGGUCCUGGGAGAGUACAAGCGCGGUGGACUGUACCAGCAGGUCAAGAUGCCCAAGAUUCUGGACUUUGAGCCUCUGAGCAAGCAGCUCACCAAGCCGGAGUUGAUGAUGUCCGAUUUCGCCAAGUUCGACCGUCCUGCACAGCUCCAUGUGGGGAUUCAGGCUUUGCACGCGUUUGCCGACAGCCACAAUGGCGAGUUCCCACGAUCGAUGAAUGAUGCGGAUGCGGCAGAGGUGUUGAAGCUUGCGCAGGAGAUUGCAAAGACUCAAGAGGAGGUGCCGGAGUUGGACGAGAAGAUCAUCAAGGAGUUGUCAUACCAGGCGCGAGGUGACCUGUCGCCCAUGACUGCUCUGUUUGGUGGUCUUGCGGCGCAGGAGGUGCUCAAGUCGGUAUCGGGCAAGUUCCAUCCCAUCAAGCAGUGGAUGUACUUCGAUUCCCUGGAAUCCCUGCCUACCAACUCGAAUCGCACCGAAGAGCUGUGCAAGCCUCUUGGUACCCGAUACGAUGGCCAGAUUGCAGUGUUUGGCAAGGAAUUCCAGGACAAGAUUGCAAACAUCAAGCAGUUCCUUGUCGGUGCUGGUGCGAUUGGCUGUGAGAUGCUGAAGAAUUGGGCAAUGAUUGGACUUGGUACCGGACCGAACGGCCGCAUCACUGUCACCGACAACGACCAGAUCGAGAAGUCCAACCUCAAUAGACAAUUUUUAUUCCGUUCCAAGGAUGUUGGCAAGCUCAAGAGUGAGUCUGCUGCCACUGCGGUGCAAGCCAUGAACCCGGAUUUGAAGGGCAAGAUUCAGAUGAUGAAGGACCUCGUCGCCCAGAGCACAGAGCACGUCUUCAACGAGGACUUCUGGGAGAGCUUGGAUGGUGUGACGAACGCUCUGGACAAUGUCGACGCCCGUACAUAUGUCGACCGUCGGUGUGUCUUCUUCCACAAGCCACUACUCGACAGUGGUACUCUCGGUACCAAGGGCAACACGCAGGUCGUGCUGCCUCGCCAGACGGAGUCGUACUCCAGCUCACAGGAUCCUCCCGAGCAGUCGUUCCCGAUGUGCACGCUUCGUUCAUUCCCCAACCGUAUCGAGCAUACGAUCGCCUGGGCCAAGGACCUCUUCCACACACUCUUCGCCGGCCCGGCUGAGAUUGUCAACACCUACAUCACCUCGAAGGACUACCUUGGGUCGGCUCUCAAGCAGUCCGGCAAUGAGAAGCAGACUCUCGAGACUCUUCGCGACUUCCUCGUCACGGAGAAGCCCGAGAGCUUCGAUGACUGCAUUGAGUGGGCACGCACGCAGUUCGAGAAGCAGUACAACAACGCCAUCCAGCAAUUGCUGUACAACUUCCCCAAGGACUCCAAGACCUCUUCUGGUCAGCCCUUCUGGUCAGGUCCAAAGCGUGCCCCUGACCCACUCAAGUUCGAUCCCAACAACCCAACUCACUUCUCAUUCAUCCUCGCCGGCGCCAACCUUCACGCCUUCAACUACCACAUCAAGCCCAACAACGACCGCCAGUACAUCAACAACGUUCUGGACCGCAUGAUCGUGCCAGACUUCAAGCCUGAUCCAGGUGUCAAGAUUCAGGCAGACGACAAGGAGCCUGAUCCAAACGCCAAUGGUCCCGCUGAUGACAACGAGCAGCUAGAGCAGAUUGCCAAGUCACUGCCGCCGCCAAAGUCUCUCGGCGACUUCCGCCUGGAGCCUGUGGAGUUUGAGAAGGAUGAUGAUACGAACCACCACAUCGACUUCAUCACCGCUGCUUCGAAUCUGCGUGCCGAGAACUACAAGAUUGUGACGGCCGAUCGGCACAAGACCAAGUUCAUUGCUGGCAAGAUCAUUCCGGCCAUCGCCACCACCACCGCAUUGGUUACCGGUCUUGUGGUCCUUGAAUUGUACAAGAUCAUCGAUGGCAAGGACGACAUCGAGCAGUACAAGAAUGGUUUCGUCAACUUGGCGCUUCCAUUCUUUGGCUUCUCUGAGCCAAUUGCCAGCCCCAAGGGCAAGUACCAAGGACCAAACGGCGAGGUCACCAUCGACAAGCUGUGGGAUCGCUUCGAGUCGGAAGAUGUCACGCUGCAGCAGUUCAUUGACGACUUCAAGGCCAAGGGUCUUACCAUUAGCAUGAUCAGCUCGGGCGUGAGCUUGUUGUAUGCUUCCUUCUACCCUGCUGCGAAGAACAAGGAGAGAUUGCCGAUGAAGAUGUCCAAGCUCGUGGAGCACAUCAGCAAGAAGCCCAUCCCCGAGCACCAGAAGAACGUCAUCUUCGAAAUCACCGCCGAGGACGAGACGGAGGAGGAUGUCGAGAUUCCGUACGUUAUGGUCAAGCUGCAGAAGUAG